Fragaria vesca subsp. vesca is the source of this 1518-nucleotide messenger RNA. RefSeq lists its product as uncharacterized. Bases 1 to 1518 code for a protein of 505 amino acids. The transcript has 4 exons. NCBI's taxonomy places the organism in Eukaryota, Viridiplantae, Streptophyta, Magnoliopsida, Rosales, Rosaceae. The record is from RefSeq and is a predicted model, not a curated record. Gene Ontology annotation, molecular function: protein dimerization activity.
AUGCGAGGGCAGCUGCCGAAUGAUGGUUAUAAUGAUUGGGGUCAUCUUGGUAGAAGGCUUAAAGAGCAUGAAAUGAGCAAUGAUCAUCUCGUCAAUGCAAGUUCUUGGACUGAUUUGCGUCUUAGAUUGCAGAGGCUUGAAACCAUUGAUAAAGCUUUUCAAGACCAGAUUAGGUUAGAGAAAAAACAUUGGAGGAAUGUGCUAAAAAGAGUUAUUGCAUUUGUGAAAUUUCUUGCUAAACAUAACUUAGCAUUCCGUGGAACUAAUGAGAGGCUGUAUCAACCCAAUAAUGGACUUUUUUUAGGCCUAGUUGAGAUGACUACAGACUUUGAUGAAGUGAUGGAGGAGCAUUGUCGGCGCAUAAAUAGUUCUGAAAUUCAUCAUCACUAUCUUGGCCAUAACAUUCAAAAUGAGCUGUUGCAUAUGAUAAGUGUUGAAAUCAAAGCUGAGAUCAUUAAAAAAAUUAAAGAUGCUCAAUACUUCUCUGUGAUUCUUGAUUGCACACCAGAUAUUAGUCACCAGGAGCAAAUGUCAUUGAUACUUCGAUGUGUGAAUGUUUCAACAAGUCCAAUACAGGUUGAAGAAUUCUUUUUGGAAUUUUUAAAUGUACAUGACACAUCUGGUCAAGGACUUUUUGAAGAAUUAGUAGCAGUGAUACAAUCAUUAGAUCUUGAUAUUAGCAAUGUGAGAGGACAAGGAUAUGACAAUGGGUCAAACAUGAAAGGUUCUACAAAGAGAUGGCAAAUUCUGAAUGACAAUGUGAAAGGAUUCACUCUCGAAUCAUUAUCCACUACACGAUGGGAGAGCCGUAUUGGGAGUAUUAAGCCUCUUCGAUUCAAUGCUGCUGAAGUAAGAGAAGCAUUAUUGCAAUUGGCAGAAAGUGACAAGGAUCCUAUAACUAAAAGUGGUGCAAAGUCAAUAGCAACUAAUGAUCUGGGAGACUUUGAGUUUUUGUUAAGCAUGGUGAUUUGGUAUGAGAUAUUAUUUGCUUUCAAUAAAGUUAGCAAAAUGCUACAAUCCCAAGACAUGCACAUCAGCGUUGCAAUUGGUGAAGUAAAGGGUUUAAUUGCUUGGCUUGAUAAGUUCAGAGAAACUGGCUUCAUAGAUGCGAUCAUUACAACUAAAGAAAUUGCUGCUACAUUGAAUGUUGAACCUGCUUUUCCUGUAAGGCGCCCAAUUCAGAGAAAAAGAUUUUUUGAUGAAAGCAACAGUGGGUCAAUACCAUCAUCUUCAGCUUUGAAUUCCUUGAAUGAUAAUGAUUUAAGAGCUGCUUGUAUGAAUCUUGAGAAUGUUUUGAGACUUGGAGAGAGUUCAGAUGUUGAUGGAGAAGACAUGUUUAGAGAGAUAAAACUCUUAAGGGAGAUAUUGCCUAAAGAGAAGAUGAUAGCUACUGAUAUAUUGAAUUUCUUACAAGAAAGAAAUUCUUAUCCUGUAGUUAGACUUGCAUAUCGAAUAUUGUUAACUGUGCCUGUGACUGUUGCUUCAGCUGAGAGGAGUUUUUCCAAGGGCCUCUUUUGA